Messenger RNA from Cherax quadricarinatus, 2515 nucleotides. NCBI's taxonomy places the organism in Eukaryota, Metazoa, Arthropoda, Malacostraca, Decapoda, Parastacidae. The record is from RefSeq and is a predicted model, not a curated record.
GAUGGUGUGAAUGAUGAAAGUUUUUUUUUUCGGCCCACCUUACCUUGGUGGGAAACAGCUGAUGUGUUAAUUAUAAAAAAAAUAUAAAAAUUUGCUUUGUAAAUUAAACAUCCUCAGAAUAUCUAAUACUGUUGAAAUCUUAGUACAAAUUGUUUUGUAAAAAGAUCUCAUUUAACUUUUCUUUUACAGUUGGCGUUUGCAGUGUCAGUACUGUAGUAAACCUACCAUGCUGACACCCAGUAUCAGCACACUGAAGAAAGUGAUGAAAGUGCUGAGAUCAGCUAGUAUCAGCACCAAGUUUAGUAAGGCAUCCAACACUGUCUGAAUUACCGAGUACAACUGUUAUCAGCACCAAGUUUAAUGAAGUAUACUACACCAUGUGAAAUACUGAGUACAGCUGUCAGCACCUAGUUUUAUGAAAUAUACUAUACUGCCUGAAAUACUGAGUUCAACUACUGCCAGCAUCAAGUUUAAUGAAGCAUACUAUACUGUCUGAAACACUGAGUACAACUGUUGUCAGCAACAAUUAACUUAAUAUAGGAUAACAUAAGAAAAACCUUCACUGUAGACCCUCAUAAAUGUGAGACAAUAUGGGGAGAGAGAGCACAGUAAGUAUAUUGUUUUGUGAAGUACAGUAAGUCUGUUGUUAUGUGAAGCACAGUAAGUCUAUUGUUGUGUGAAGUGCAUUAAGUCUAUUGUUAUGUGAAGUACAUUAGUGCAUAACAGACAAAAAUUACUGAUUUUUUUUGUGUGUUAAAAAUUUGAAAUAAAUCAGAGGCAACAUGAAGGUAAUGAAGAAACUCCAUCAGUGUUCUGUUUGUAAUAAAGUUUUUCCAAAUAAUUCUAAACUCUUGAGACAUAACGUUACUCAUACAGGAGAGAAGCCAUAUCAUUGUUCAGUGUGUCUGAAAGACUUUGCUAGAAAAUUCUCACUAAUACAACAUCAGAGAGUUCAUACAGGAGAUAAACCAUUUCAGUGUUUACUGUGUCUGAAAGACUUUGCUACCAAAGCCUCACUAAAUCAACAUCAGGUAGUUCAUACAGGAGAGAAACCAUUUCAGUGUUUAGUGUGUUUGAAAGACUUUACUCAUAAAUCCUCACUGAAACAACAUCAGAGACUUCAUACAGGAGAGAAACCAUUUCAGUGUUCAGUGUGUCUGAAAGCUUUUGCUAGAAAAACCUUACUAAAUAUACAUGAGAGAAUUCAUUCAGGAGAGAAACCAUUUCAUUGUUCAGAGUGUUUGAAAGACUUCACUGAGAAAUCUGCACUAAAGAAACAUCAGAGAGUUCAUACAGGAGAGAAACCAUUUCAGUGUUUAGUGUGUCUGAAAGCCUUUGUUAGAAAAUCCUUACUAGACAAACAUAAGAUAGUUCAUACAGGAGAGAAGCCUUAUCAUUGUUCAGUGUGUCUGAAAGACUUUACUUAUAAAUUCUCACUAGACAAACAUGAGAGAGUUCAUACAGGAGAGAAGGACUAUCAGUGCUCAGUGUGUUCACAACAAUUUUCAGUAAAAUGUUCUCUAGUGAGACACAUGAAGACUCAUACAGAAGAAACAACACAUGAGUGUCCAGAGUGUCAGAAAGUAUUUUCAAGUGACUCUCUUUUAGUUAAGCACAUGACACUUCAUAAAGAACAUAAACCAUACAAGUGUUCAAGGUGUCUGGAAAGUUUUUCCGAUAAAACAAACUUAGUAAAUCAUAUGAUAACUCACAUAUGAGGGAGAGUACAUAGCAAUGUGAAUGUUUUAAAAACUUCUUAAGAAAAUCUCGUCUUAUAAAACCUCAGGAAAGUGUUUUCAUGUGUUUCCUAGUGGUCACCCGAGUGUACUGGGGUCAUCUGACUCAGAGGUGCCACAUGUGCUACUACAUGCUAUCUAAAUUACAAUCAUGAGUACAUACCCAGUAUGUCAGGAGCCAGGCACAAUUGUUGGCUGACUGAUACUGACUCCAUGCUGGCUAGGAGUCCAGUAUGGAAAAUGGUGUGGAAAUUAGCAGGCAGGUCCUUCAGGUACUCAAAUGAAUCAGUUCCAGUCCUCUACAUUGCUGGUGCAGAAUUACCAGAUUACACUGAUGUUGCAAUUUCUAAAAUAUGUCAUAUUGUUUAUAUUUUCCUUGUGCACACCUGUCUCCUGCUUUACAUCAUUCUAAAUUCCUUUUGUAAUUUACUUUCUUUAUACUAUACCUCUUGUCAUUAAAAUAUAUGUUCUAUGUACCAUCCUUGAACUUGUAUGAGCAUUGUUUAAGUGUCAGCCUAUUACAGCUGGUCAUGAUUGUUUACAUGUUUUCAUAAAUAUGAUUAUAAUGAAUUACCCAAGCUAUACUGACUAAAAUUAUAUACUAGAUCUACAUAUGAGUAGUAUGUAAGACUUAUGAUUAGUUUACUUGAAACAUUUGUACAUAAUUAGUGGUUUUCUUCCAAGUCCUAUAUUGUACCAGAUCUCCACAUUAUAAUAACUGUAUAAUAACUUAUAAUAACCAACUUGCAUAACUCAUAAGAAAUAAAAAAUAAUGCUUA